Molecule: messenger RNA, 5916 nt
Organism: Entamoeba invadens IP1
Lineage: Eukaryota; Evosea; Mastigamoebida; Endamoebidae
Product: serine-threonine protein kinase, putative
Exons: 1
Coding region: 1-5916 (1971 amino acids)
Biological process (GO): protein phosphorylation
Molecular function (GO): ATP binding; protein kinase activity
Source: RefSeq, a predicted model, not a curated record
AUGGUCGGAACGAUGUCCAUGUUAUUAACUUUUCUCUCAUUUUUUGUUGUAUUGUGUUUAUCGGCUGAUCUUCCGGGGAGUAUAUGUUACCAAUCUGACACGAACAACGCAACAUUAUUCUAUAAGGCUUUAGUUCCAAGUACAUGUGUUGUGCCGCAAAACGUUGAAUUUAAGUGGAGUGGGUCAUCUGUUAUUGGAGCAGAUUACACUUUUAAAUCGGGAGCUGCCACAUCAAUAGGCAAACAUUCGCUCACCAUCUCACAGAAUUGUCGAGGUGAUGUAGCUGGAGAUAAAGCAAAUGAAAAUUCGGUAUCGAAAAAUUCACUUAUCUUUGAGGACGGCCAUGGAAUGGACUAUUUUGUAUUGAACGAACAAGGGAUUCGAGCAUUUUGGUAUGUUGAGAACAAACACUUAGAUGGUGUCGUGUUUGAAUUUAUGACACGAUCCGAUGUAUGGGCUUCUUCGGUUGUCUUAAUUAAUUCCGACAAACCACUAUACGUCUAUACACAGGGAUACGAAUUUUUUAAUGUAACAAGACUUAACCCCGAGGCGUUUGUUUUGUUCAAAGUCAUCAAUGAGGACUUUAUAAACAACGCGGGAAUCACACACCCAUUCGUGAGAACAGAAAGAAUCAAUGCAAAGGAUCAAACGUGUGUGUACCAAUACAACGCUUUCAAUUUUUCAGCGCCUGAUGUGAAGAACACGGACUUUAAAAUGAUUUCGAUAUGCAAUAGAGGAAGUAUUGAUCGAUACGUCCAAUGCUUUUGGUCAAAAGGAAAAUAUACAGAUUGCUCGUGCAAGCCUAAAGUACAAGAAGGAACUAUUCGAACAACGGGAUCGUUUAAUUAUCCCGACUGUAGAUAUCUGUCAAGACUCUAUGACUUCAAUUUGUAUACUAACAACGAGUACGUCAUAUUCGAUUCAUAUAAUACAACUACUUGGGCGGAUUUCUUGAUCCCACAGAGAAUGAAUUCACUCACCUUUGAAGUUGAUGUCACCGACGUGCCAAAUGUCACGUUUCUCUCGAUAUUAAGCUCAUUCUUGUUACCAAAUUUCCCAUUCACAGUGUAUGGUGGACUUAAUGUUACGGAAGAACUUACAAUAGACUCCGUUGCAGACUAUUACAUUGAACGACUUGUGUUUAAUACAAUCUCUGUCGAUAAAUAUAUCGAUGAUGGUGCAAUUGUAAUUGCAACAAAUUUAAUAAAUGACACUAAUAGAGAGCUGAUGGAAGGUCAAAACUUAUACCCAGUCUGUGGGGAGAAAGGGCAGAUACAAAGGUGGAUGAAAUUGGAUACAUUGACAAAACCAGUUGAUUACAAUGCAAUACGAGACUGUUCGUGUACAGUGAAGUCAGACACCCUCCUCGACCAAUUUGACUGUAACGAAACCUCUUUAAUUGAAACAAGUCAACUUGAACUGAUUAUUGAAAAGUCUGUAUUUGAUGGUGGAAAUUUCAACCGAUUUUGGGCUAAAAUGGAGUUCAAAGGGAAUGGAGGAAGAACGUUGAGAGGGUUAAGCCACACUGUACAAAAUUGUAUAUUCUUGUCAGAUAAGACGUAUACAAUUGCAACGAAUUUAACAUGCAAAAAUGCCGAAAUUCAAGAUCGUGUCAAUCUUAUUAUUGAAGAGUCUCACGCAUUUGUUGCGGAGACAAUUACACUCACUUCAAUAUAUAAAAACUUGAACGGGAAACCAGUUUUUUAUGCUCAUAACAAGAUAUUGGAGUCAACUCAAGUAUUAUUAGCUGAUUCACAGAAUGAAUGUUUAGAGUUGGUUGAAAAUGGUGAAGACUAUGGUUCUGGAACCAUCGAAAGCGACACAUCUACACUUGUGAAGAUCAACCAAUUGUUGCGAGUGUGCCCAACAAGUAAAGUAGAGAAAUCUGUGUUAUGCACUGCUACUAAACCGAGUUACCCGAGUGGAUUUGAUUAUUUGUAUUGUCCGUGUAAAGGAGAAUUGUGCACUGUCGCCAUUCCAAGUGAUCUUACAUCACUUGUCUCGUCAGAGAUCACUUCUUUUGAUGGGACUAUUAAUGUCAGUGGAGAUGUUUUAAUAUACAACUUCAGUAGAAUUAGGAAUGUGACUGCUUUGCCUUCAUCUGUAUCAACUGUGACAGUUGAUGGUACUUCUUUGACAAUUGAUAAUGUCGAAGCAAGUGAUUCGGUUACAACACUGAUUGCGAAGACGCCACUUGUGCUCAAAAACGUGCACUCACUAGUAUCAUUAAAGACGUUGAGUACAAUUACUUUGGAUUAUUCGAAUGUGCUUUUAGACAAAGUGACUGAAACUGGAACUGGUGUCAUUACUUUAUCAUCAUCUGUCUCGACAAUAACAGUCAAUUCUAUUGAACCCAUUUCAACACAAGCAACAAAACCAAUUUUUGUUGUUCAACCAACCACCGCCGAACUGACACUUGGGAACACUCCAACUUCAACUUAUGUGAAAAUGGUUAUGACGAACAAAUAUAGAAAGGUUGUAUACGGAAAUAUAACAUGUGAUAACCAAGCUGUUGUUAUUCCAGCCACAGCUGGUGGCGUGAUUUCAGUAGAAGAUUGUAACAAAUUGGGUCUUUCAACACAUAAUUGUUAUUAUAAUGGAAAUGUGUAUGAUAUUUCGUCUUCGGACUCUUCAAGAGACUAUUCGUGUCCAUGUAUUGAUUCAAAUGUCUGUGUGUUAACUAUAUCUUCAGCAACCAUUUCACUCGAAGUUCCAGCAACAAAAGAAUUGUAUGUUGAAAGCAGUCCAAAACUGAUUAUGAAUAGUUUGUCGUUGAUUAUGUACUCUUCAUGUUCAGAGUGUGCUGUUGUUAUUCAAGGGAACAACAAUUUCAUUAUUCUAUCUGCGGUAGAGGGAUUUCAAAUUAAGUCCGAAUCAACAACAACAGAAAAAGGCAAUGUCAUUGCUACAAAGACUCGUGCAAUUGCUUUUGACGCGGGAGGACUCAAAACUGGAAGUACAUUAAAAGGGUCACAACUUGUAGCAAAAGUGGUUGCAAGUGAUAAAGCGUACUGCACAACAAUGCGCUUUAAAGAAGCUGCCACUUGUAUGAUAUGUGGUGACAUCAUUGCAAAUUCCAAUGGAAAAUGUGAUAAUAGAGCGGCUGUUGUUAAUUGUGCUACUACGGCUUCUUCUGGACAUUGCACAUCGUGUGCUGAUGGAUUUUAUUUAGUUGGAACGACACUGAAUAACCAACGAUGUGAAGCGUGUGGGAAUUUGUGUACAAAAUGUAGUAGUAACACUGAAUGUAUUCUUUGUAAUGCUGGGAGUAAGUUAUCUGGAACAACAUGCACAAGAAUUACAGAGGCUGAUUCAUGUGAUUAUUAUUCUGGUGGAAUUUGUAGGAAAUGUCCCGGGAAGAAAAUGACAGAUGGGACUUUUCAGUCGUGCACUGAAAGUUGUAGUGCUUCAUGCGAUACGUGUUACACACUUUCUACAGAAGAGAAGUGCCCUGUGUGUACAAUUUCCGAUAAAUACACUCGUGAAGAUGAAGCAAAACAAAGUUGUUCGCAGUCAGUUGGAGCAUCUUCUGUCUCAAACAAAGGGGCUAUGAGUUGUGAAAAUGGAUAUUCAAUCGGUUCGGGAAAGUGUUCCACAUGUGAAGCGUCAUGUGCCAAAUGUUCUGGAGUGACAUGUUACGAAUGCAAAAACAGUUCCCAGAUAUUAUUGAAUGGAAUUUGCACCAACACCAAUUGCAAAACAGUUUCAAAUUUCAAAUGCUUGAAUUGCGCUGAGGAGAGUGGGUCAACAAAAAUGUAUUACGAUGACGCUGACGGACAGUGUAAACCCGUUGAUGACUCGUGUAAUGGCGCGACAUUUUUCGGUGUUUGCAUGAAGUGUGUGAAUCAACAGGAUGUGGUUUCAACGGAUAAAAAGACGUGUGAGGCUCCCAAGACAACAGCUCUUAUUAAAAGAGAGACGAGUGAUAUAUGUGAGUUGUACUUGUUUGGUAUAUGUCAGAGAUGUUCAAGUCAAUAUUAUUCAUCUGGUAAUGAGUGCAGAAAGUGUAUUGAUAAUUGCAAUUUGUGCAGUGAUGGAUCUUCGUGCAGUUUAUGUGACGACAAAUACACUUACAAUUUUCAAAGCAAAACGUGCGAGCCAUUAACUCUUGAACAUUGUGAUAAUAUAUACAAGUCUGUCUGUAUUCACUGCGAAUAUGGGUAUUAUGCUUUCAAUGGAAGGUGUCAACAGUGUAAUACCAAGUGUGCCACGUGUGUUUCAUCAACUACAUGCUCAAGUUGUGCAGAAGGGUAUUACUUAAAUGGCACAUCUUGCUUGGAUAGUGAAGAAGCUUCAAUCAAUUUUUGUGCCACUUACUCUCCGGAAGGCUGUUUGAACUGUACGAGUGGAUAUUACUUGGAUGCCGGCAAUUGUCACACAUGCAACGAAUUUUUAGUUGGGUGUAUGUCGUGCAACAAAACGUCAAAGAAGUGCACUUCGUGUGGAAAAGAUUAUGUGAUGACAUUGGAUGGGUGUGUCAAGUAUGAUACUAUUGAACAUUGUAAACGUGCAAUUGAUGGGUAUUGCGACGAAUGUGAUGACUGGUAUGCGCUGAGUUAUAACAGACAACGUUGUGAAAAAUAUCCCCUUGGUUAUGGUGUUGCUCUUAUUAUAAUAGCCAUUGCGAUAUUCAUCGCACUCUUAAUUGUUCUUUGUAUUAUGCUUUAUGUGUAUUACCAAUACAGAAGCAAACAAUUGGAAGAAACAAGAGCUAGCCGUGUAUUCCCUUUGAAGCACUGUGAUGUUGCUUUAAUGCCAUAUCCAACUAUGGAACAAAUUGUCAGCGAAGCAACCUUGAUUGAGUUCCAAGAAAAAAUGGAGUUGAACAAAGAAUAUAUGAAGCGGUUCUACAUUGGUAAUAAAGGAAGUGACGAAGUUGAGUUGCAGUUUGUUAUUGACAAGGACGAGAGAUACAGAGUGGACUUUGAACCACACAGUUGCUUAUUGAAGAGUGGGAUGUGCAUCAGUGAGAGAGUGUUGAUAUAUCCAAACUGCUCCUUCACAAUCCAGAAUGCAUUCAAAGUGAGAGUAUUUGUCGAUAACCAACUUAAGGAAGAAUUGUCGUUCAAACUCAGCGCAAACACCGUCGAUUCACUCUUCAUCGAUCCACACUUAAUUAACAUUGAGACGAACAUGAGGUCCAAUUAUAAGAUCACUGUCAGCAAAGCGAAUUACAACAAUCAAAGUGUAGUGGUGCGUAACAUACGGUCUUUUGACUUCAAGUCCGAUGAAAAGAAAAUCUACGACGAGCCACUCAAUAUCUUAGAAAAUUUCCCACAAAGCAGUUACCUUACAAAACUCAUUGGAAAGGUGUUGCUAGACAAAACACAUUUGAUAGUAACCGAAUUCGCGACAUUCGGCACUUUGCAAGACUUCAUUAGUGCAGGAAAGGAAAUGGCGUUAUCAAUGAGGUGCAGAGUGCUACUUGAUGCAGCAAAGGGUAUAGCUGUGUUACACGCAAAAAAUUUCCUUCAUUAUAACAUAAAGCCUGCCAAUGUGAUGUUAAUGAGCACCGACGUGAAUGAUGUUUCAAUUGUGAAACUGACUGAUUUUGGGUAUCAAGACACUUACAUGAAGUUCUGGAACCACAGAACUGAAGUCAAAGAGCGUCCAACUUACAUAGCGCCAGAAAUCAUUACAGGACAGAAAUAUACAUCGAAGACAGAUGUCUAUGCUUUUGCGGUAACAAUGUACGCAAUUGCAACAAUGAAAGAGCCUUUCCCGGUCUCAGAGUACAAGUACCCAUGGUCCAUCUCCAAGUUCGUGUGUGUCGGCCGCCGUCUUGAACAACCCGCUAACAUGUCAAAGCAGCUUUAUAACAUCAUUUCAAACUCAUGGGAACAUUGUUCUGCUGACCGGUUUACCAUCGACGAAGUUGUUCACGACUUAAAGAAGGUUCAAGAGAACUCUUACUAA